Messenger RNA from Labrus mixtus (cuckoo wrasse), 3282 nucleotides. RefSeq names its product LIM and senescent cell antigen-like-containing domain protein 1. Gene Ontology annotation, cellular component: focal adhesion; cytoplasm; cell-cell junction. The record is from RefSeq and is a predicted model, not a curated record. NCBI's taxonomy places the organism in Eukaryota, Metazoa, Chordata, Actinopteri, Labriformes, Labridae. Bases 269 to 1489 code for a protein of 406 amino acids. The transcript has 11 exons. Gene Ontology annotation, biological process: cell-cell adhesion; positive regulation of substrate adhesion-dependent cell spreading; cell-cell junction organization.
GGUUGAUGUGGGAAUGAGAGAAAGCGGGACUGAGUGUGUGUGAGUGAGAAAGUGGGAGAGUACUCCCAGUGCAGUCUGAUCAGUGUUACGGUCUCCGUCUCACUAUGUGGAUUACAGCUCCCACUGCUUGCUGGAUUGCCAUUCCCAUUACUGGGAACGUAAACUGAACGAGAGCAGAGGAUUUCUACUCAAGUGUUUUGAUUUUGACAGCAGUGACUUCAACUCCAAGUGUGAGGAGGACUUUUACAUUUGAUUAGGACUGCUGCAGAUGAUAAGGGAGAUGAAUGGCCGUGCCUUGCCUCCGUCGAUACCUGAGGAUGGAGAAGCCCCAGACCAUGUAACUCAUGGGGAAAUGAACGGAUACCACCAGAGGAUUCGGGAUGGGGAUGGGGGAGAGGCUGAGGUCCCGGUGUCAAAGUCCCAGAGACGAAAGAGUGAUGUCAAAGUCUAUAAGGAGUUUUGUGAUUUUUAUGCUCGCUUCAACAUGGCCAAUGCUCUGGCCAACGCCAUGUGCGAGCGCUGCAAGAGUGGUUUCGCCCCGGCGGAGAAGAUCGUGAACAGCAACGGGGAGCUUUACCACGAACAGUGCUUUGUGUGUGCCCAGUGUUUCCAGCAGUUCCCUGAGGGACUCUUCUAUGAGUUUGAAGGCAGGAAAUACUGUGAGCAUGACUUCCAGAUGCUGUUCGCUCCCUGCUGCCACCAGUGCGGUGAGUUCAUCAUCGGUCGUGUGAUCAAGGCUAUGAACAACAGCUGGCAUCCAGACUGUUUCUGCUGUGAUAUCUGCCAGGCUGUGCUCGCCGACGUUGGAUUUGUCAAGAAUGCUGGAAGGCACCUGUGUCGUCCAUGUCACAACCGAGAGAAAGCUCGUGGCCUCGGCAAGUACAUCUGUCAGAAGUGUCACGCCAUCAUCGAGGAGCAGCCUCUCCUUUUCAAGAAUGACCCCUACCACCCGGAUCAUUUCAACUGCAACAACUGCGGUAAGGAGCUGACAGCUGAUGCCAGGGAGCUGAAGGGGGAGCUCUACUGCCUGCCCUGCCAUGACAAGAUGGGUGUCCCCAUCUGCGGUGCCUGUAGGAGACCCAUCGAGGGCCGUGUGGUUAACGCUAUGGGCAAGCAGUGGCAUGUGGAGCAUCAUGUGUGCACUGUGUGCGAGCGCCCGUUUCAGGGCCACCCGUUUUAUGAGCGAGGUGGUCGAGCCUAUUGUGAGAGACACUUUGACAUGCUGUUUGGAGAUGUUUGUUACCACUGCAAUCGUGUUAUCGAAGGAGAUGUGGUGUCUGCCCUCAACAAGGCGUGGUGUGUCAACUGUUUUGCCUGCUCUACCUGCAACACCAAGCUCACCCUCAAGGAAAAGUUUGUGGAGGUGGAUCUGAAGCCGGUGUGUAAGCACUGCUAUGAACGCCUGCCGGACGACAUGAAACGCCGGCUUGCAAAGCGGGAACGCGACUCAAAAGAGAAGAAAAAGAAAUUGAUACCCAUGUGUCUGUGAUCCUCUAUUUCUCCUUUCUUCUCACUUCCACUGUUCUUCCUUUGGAACAAGUUUGUGGAGUUUGACAUGAAGCCAGUGUGCAAGAAGUGCUAUGAGAAGUUCCCGCUGGAGCUGAAGAAGAGACUGAAGAAGCUGUCUGAAACUGUUGCACGAAAGUAACCACACAGUUGAGAUGUCAUGUGUCUGGAAUGUACCAAACCAUAUGAUGACUUGUGUGUUUUGUAUGAAGUGGUGGGUGGAAACGAUCAUGUUUUAUUUUCAGUACAACACUCCAUAUUUUUUUUCCUUUUACUUACAGAUAAUCUUUUCAUGGGCCUCAAGCUGACAGAUUGUUGGUGUGUCUAUCAUUAUGUUUAACAUUAACCUGUUCAGUGCCUUUUGGCUCAAAUACUGCACUGUAUACUUUUCACAAGCUUGCCUUAUUUCAUCACGUAAACUUAACCAAAACACAGAUGUUGGUGGGCCUGUAUUUCAAAAUAUGUAUGUGCUUUAAAACAACAUGAAAAUGAGAGAAUAAAAAGUGUAUCUCCAAGCUAUAAAUGUGCUUGCAUACAUGCGCCAUGAUGCCAAGCAACGUGUCCUGUGUUUGACUAAUGUUACUUACUCCUGUAAAAUUAUUGAUUAAAUCCAAAGAAAGUUGAAGACAAUAUGGUUAUUUCGAAUGUGUAUAGCAUCUCUAUUGUAUUCUUUCCCACCAACUUACCGUUUUAUAUAUUAUUAUAUUAUUAUUUUCUUGAAUUUAUGCGCAAUACUUUUCUUUUGAGCUCUAUCAAGCAGAUUAUUGUAUGUUUUUUUUCUUUGAAAUCUUACUUUGGUUUCUUUAAUGCUACAUUAUUGCUCUCAACCGUUACAUGUAUCCUGUUGGAUUACCUUUUUAUGUUGUAUGCAUUUCAUGUGUGAAACCAUCUGUACACUGGUGUUAACAUAUAUAGCUGGAGCCAAGCUCCCUCUUUCAAUAUAAUGCAAUCUAGUACAACAGCCCUGGAAUAGAAAGCAAGUUUAUAAUGUUCCACUUUUGUUUCAUCUGCUGCCAUUAACAGUUAAUAACAGAGAAUUAUAAAUACAUUUAAAGGUAUCCAGUGCACGUUUAAGAAAUACCUUUGACACAUUGUCAACUAACACUGAUGAUUAAAAUGUUCACUUUGACAGGGUUUACUGCAUGGCAACUGUUAACUCUUGUUUGUUACAACAUGACGCCUUGUGACAUGUGCAACGACCGGAUGUGGGAGUAAUGUUAGAUGUUGAACAUGUGUCUCUGCUGUUUGUAAUCCAGAGAAAGCGAUCCUCUUAAAGAGGUUUACCGACUUCCUCAAGGCUCAGACCUCUUAGAAAAUAAAGCCAACUGUUGUAAAUGAGAGAGAAUAAUUUCCAUUCUGAAAUAAAGUUUCACUCAAGCAGUAUUUUAUCAUAACAUUUCAGCCUUUAACACAGUGGUCAAGAAGAGAAAGACAUUCCAUGCUACCAUGGGAAUAAGAAGUCCAAUGUUACUUCAGUGAAUUUCAUUGCUGUAUGCCAAAAUAUUUAACAUGUCAUGUCACACUAUCCACUGGACUGUUGUGAAGCAGAACUUCAGCUCCACUAAAAAUAGUUCAGUGGAUAUUUUUAUUUGAUAUCCUAGUACCUAGAUGACUGCAAUGCCUCCACACAAAACGACAUUGCCCUUAUACUGUACUCACAAUGCUUGUCAAAAGACAGUAUUUAUUCAUUUCAUGUUAACACUCAAAGUGCUGUUUUUUUUAAAUAUAUCUGUGAAAGGCUGUCUACUCAUCUGAAUAAAUAUAUAUUCAAUCCCA